ACCUCAAACCUGCAUGGGGACCGGAGAAGAAGAAAAAUACAUUCCCGCCUGAAGAUAGAAACAGCAGCCCUGAGAGGAGGGUUCAAGAAAGAAAAAAAAAAAAAAAAAAAAAAAAACCCUUACAUUUAUAAAAACUCAAUUUGCCGAUACAAUGGAUGAUCUAUACCUGGAGAAUAUCGAUGAGUUCGUCAAUGACCAAAACAAAAUUGUGACUUACAAAUGGCUGAGCCUCACACUUGGCGUGCAUGUCAACCAGGCUAAACAGAUGCUUUACCACUACUUGGAACAAAAGCGUAAGGAGAGCUCUGGAACUCAGCUGCACGCCACGUAUUUGGUGUCCGGGAAAUUCACACAGAACGGUAACACGUGUCACAAGGUGGCAAUAGUGAGAGAAGAUCAACUUGAAGGUUUAAAAUCCAAGAUGACUGUGACAGCCAGCGUCCAUGUGUACAGCAUUCAGAAAGUGGUGCUAAAGGACAGUGACCCUCUUUUCAACACAGACUACGAUGCCAUCAAAGAGAACCUCAGCAUCUGCAGCAAGUACAGCGCAAUCCGAUGUGCCAGUGCAGUCCCCAGGUCCUCUGCUGAGAUCUCUCGCUUGCAGGAGAUUGCUCAAGGGACACCCCCAGCCUCAGAGGGGCAGCAGGAUGCCAGCAAGCUUUCCAUGAAUGGUCACAGCCCAUCUGCUCUAAAACCAGCCACCCAGCAGCCCAAGGGGAUCAUGGGAAUGUUUGCAUCCAAAGCAGCCUCCAAGCACCACGAGACAAGCAAAGAAGUGAAAACAGAAGCCAAAGAAGAUUCUGGGGCUGCAGAGGCAUCGAACAGUAAGCCAACCAGCAAAGGUAGUGCCAUGAGUAACUUCUUUGGAAAAACUGCAUCAAGAAAGGCCAAACCAUCCCCACAGACUGCAGAAGUGGUGAUAAAAGAAGAAGCAGCCAGCAGUGCUGCUUCCCCGGCUUCCAAAGAGGAGGACGAGCCAUCUUCAAGCUCAGCUGCAAAACAAGAACCGGCUGUCAAAGAGGAGAAACCCAAGACUUCUGAAGCAGCCCCGAAAAAACGAAAGGACAGUAAAAUUAAGGCGAAGCGGCUGGAGCGCUCAGACAGUGAGGAUGAGAAAUCAGAGAGCCAGAAGAAGAAGCCUCCUCUUAUAUUCUUUGGCGUCGCCUGUCGUCGCCGACCUGCUCUCAUUCCUCUGACCAGAUAUUCCAUGACAUGCCUUAUUGUAUUUGCCCAUAACACUAUAAACUUUGUUUUUUGUAUGACAGUUAUUCCAGACUCCCCACAAGCACGUGAUGUGAAGACCCCCUCUCCACCCCCUGAAGCAGAAGUCAAGAGGGAGCCUGCGACACGCACUGAGAAUGCUGGAGGUGCCAAGAGAAGGAAGAGGAGGAGAGUUCUCAAGUCUAAGACCUCUUUGGAUGAAGAAGGCUGCAUUGUAACUGAGAAGGUGUACGAGAGCGAAUCUUAUUCAGACAGUGAGGAUGACUUUGUGAAGUCCAAUAAGCAACAACUGUCAAUGCAGCCAGCCCCACUGAGAGCAACAGGCGGGAAAAAAGCUGAGGACAAGAAGAGUCAAAAGAAGUCAUCUGCCAAUAAAGGAACCAAACAGGCGUCCAUUAUGGGAUUCUUCCAGAAGAAAUAACCACCAAGCACCCCUAUGCUCCUCAAAACAAGCACUGAACUUAUAAAUCUGCUCUUGGGUUUGGACACUGGGUGCUGUCCGAUUACCAGUGCGGUUUGAACUAUUUUGUGUGUGUUAUAAUUUUACUGCAAUAAUAGGUUUGCUGCAGUAAGCUGAGAAUUCCAAGUCUUAUGAAAAAAAAUAUUCCCUUAAAUAUUCAUUUUCUUGUGUGCUUAGCAGCAAUUGCUGGCGAGGCAAUCCAAGCCAAAGUGCUUUGGAGUUUGGUGAACCAAGCCGCUCAGUUGGGCCCAACUCAAAUUAAGCUCCAAAAUUAGAUCCCCACUCUUCUCCAGCAGGAGGUCAUUUGGCAAUGAAGCUCAUAAUACUAACUUUAAACGUGCAUUAUAGGCUGAGUCAACCACUAAUGAGACUAAACAAAUACCUCUGAAUCGAAAGCUGUUAAAUGCUCUAUAAAACCUUUAAUGAACUACAAAAUGGAGAAAUAGAUAUAUUUUCUAAUUACGGAUAAAGAUAAAAAGCGUAACGUCAGCCAAACAGUACAAAUUAGGAUUCCUCGUGCAGGACAAAAUGUUUGCUUUUUGGCUCUAUUUAUGGAAACUACUGUAUCUUUUACAAUCACGACUAAUACUUAUUGUCACAGAAAUCGGAAAAGAGGCACUUCAUUCAAGAUUGGGUCUGUGUUGCUAAUAUCUUGUGUGUUUCUGUUUAGAUUGCUUCUGCGAGACAGUGCAACUCUUGCGAUUGUCGCACAGGUCGAUUUUAUAGUCUUGCCUCAUUACCGUUUAAAUUCCAAGGGAGAAGGAUUGCCAUAGUUGCAUUUUUCUCAACUGUUGCUGGUCUCUCUAAGUGAAAGACUUUUAUAAGCCAACCUUUUUAUUGUGAGUAAAAGAAAUCGGACACGCUGUUAAUACAAGUAUAAUUUAAAAAACUGAAUUUUGCAUAGAUCUCUGGUUGUGGCCUUUUUUUAAAUAUUGAAUUCACAAUACUCAUUUAAAUGUCGUGAGGUAAGGCUAUUCACAACAUCCCAUGCAGUCAUAACUUAGCAGGUGGCUUUGUUAUUGAAAUUGUAGUUUUCCUUUUCAAAUGUCUGUUUUGGGCUGUAUUCCCAAAUUUAAAAUGAUCUGUUUUGCCAGUGAAAAGAAUUGCCUUGUAUGGUCCUCCUGACUUUAUACAUGAAGAUCCUUCUAUUUUAUUGUUAAGUUGGAAGGUAUUGCACCUUUGUACUGAGAUGUGACUCAUAAAUGAAUAUUUUGAAGAAGAGUUGUCAAAAAGAACACGUUAAUUUUAAAAUUGAAAAAGGAAAGUGUCAUCAUAAAUCUGAAGGUGUAUAAAACAUAUCACUUUUUGAUAGAUGUAUUAAAGACCACAGUCUACAGAAGUAAGCAGUAAUGGCUUGUUUAAUAUUUGUAUUAAUCAUUUCUAUGGAUAUAGUUGGGUUCCUGUUUCUUAGAAAUAUAUUUAAACAAAAAGUCAGUAUGGUCAAGAAUCCAAUAUGUUGUAUAAGCAUGGUCUAUCUCAUUUAUAAGGUCUACUUCAUUUUGAUAAGUUGAUUACUGCCCACUGGGAGGUAAACACAUUUAAAAGGAAUUCAGUGUAAUCACUCUAUAGCUGAUACAGAAACUUCUUUCUUUGAUGAAUCUUCAUAUACGUGAUUCAGAUGUAGAGGGGGUCUAUGGGUUAUGUCUGCCAGAAGGAAUGCACCACUCGCUGCACAGCACAAGUUUUGACAGAUGGAGCAGAAAAGCAUUUCAAAACCAGAUUAAGACAUUCACUACGGUGCCAUCCUUAAAAUAAGACAUGUUGCUUAGAUGUGGAUUAUACCAUCUAGUUCCCAGAUCUUAAAAAAGCCAGUCAUUUUUAAUGAUGAUUGAUACCACUGUACAGACAAUAUAUACUUGCAUGUUAAUUAACAGACACUGCAUUCAUUUAUAUCUUCCAAAAAAUUUCUUGUCAGUUUACUUUCAAGGGGAGCUGUACUCAAAAAAACAAGGCUCUGUAUGCAUAACAGAUGCGUCUCACUGCCAAUUUUGUUAAAAAGUCAAGCGUUUGGCCAGUGUUUCAAUUUUUUUGUCAGCUUUCUGGGUUAACUGGAAAUGUAAGCCUCUGCCAUAUUGGAUCCUUUCUGGCGCCCCUGUUACGUCAUAUCGUUGACAGCCACCCCAGUGAACGCCGGCAGGGUGAAUUAUGUCGGAAUGCAAAAUGUUCUGGUGCAAAAAUAACAAAA
Messenger RNA from Polyodon spathula (Mississippi paddlefish), 3866 nucleotides. RefSeq names its product polymerase (DNA-directed), delta 3, accessory subunit (gene pold3). Gene Ontology annotation, molecular function: DNA-directed DNA polymerase activity. The transcript is spliced from 12 exons. Gene Ontology annotation, cellular component: delta DNA polymerase complex; nucleus. The coding region runs from base 152 to 1642 and encodes 496 amino acids. Lineage: Eukaryota; Metazoa; Chordata; Actinopteri; Acipenseriformes; Polyodontidae. The record is from RefSeq and is a predicted model, not a curated record. Gene Ontology annotation, biological process: DNA strand elongation involved in DNA replication; nucleotide-excision repair, DNA gap filling; DNA replication.